This is a messenger RNA of Solenopsis invicta (red fire ant), 6030 nucleotides long. It is a transcript of the gene simj, whose product is annotated as transcriptional repressor p66-alpha. Bases 868 to 2775 code for a protein of 635 amino acids. Gene Ontology annotation, biological process: negative regulation of transcription by RNA polymerase II. NCBI's taxonomy places the organism in Eukaryota, Metazoa, Arthropoda, Insecta, Hymenoptera, Formicidae. Gene Ontology annotation, cellular component: NuRD complex. The record is from RefSeq and is a predicted model, not a curated record. The transcript is spliced from 9 exons.
UGUCGCCGCUGGUCGCCGCUUGCGCGUGGAACUGUGGAAGUCGGAACUCGGGCGUUCUCUCUCGCGAAAACGUGCGUGCGUGCGUACGUGCAUGCGUGCGUACGUGCGUGCGGUGCGCGUGUAUGCAUAUGUGUGUGUGAAUGUGUAUGUGCGUGUGUCGAUGAUAGUGGACUCGCGCUGGAACAUGUGACGGAGCGUGGCCGCGUGUGUGCGCGAUCGCGAUUCCGGUGAAUCGUAUACACACCGCCGCGCCGCCGGUAUUACGGGAGGCGAGCAAACGGAACGGAACGGAGACGAAGACGCUCCGUGCGGCGGCAACGGCAGACACGGAGGGACGGACGGACGGAGUAACGAACGAACGAACGAAUAGGAGAGGGCGGACGCUCGGCCGGGUCGGCCGAGUGCACGCGUGCACAUCGACGUUGUACGUGGUUAUGCACUACGCGCCGUGCGCGCCAUAUCGCCACGGACGAGCGAGUCAGCGGUGAGUCUAGCGAGCGCGUUGCGCGUCUCGCCGUGUAAAUCGCGUGUUGCAUCGCGGAGUGUGCGGACCGGACCUCCGCGGUGACGUGUGAAGUAGGGAGCGGGAGGAGAGAGAGGAGGAAGAAGAAAAAAAAAGGACGGCCGUCGUCACCGGCAACGGCGACGCGUCUCGCAUCUCGUCGUACGCGGUCGGCCCGCGUACCACCGGUGGUCGCGAGGGGGAGAGACGCGCGCGCGGAUAAGAAGAAGAGGAAGACGAGGUGGCGGAGAGGAGGAGGAGGAGGAGGAGGACGAGAGGAUCGGCUCGUCUCGCAUGUCGGCUGAACCGCCACGCGAAUUCGGAUCAGCCCCGAUCGACAUUGUAGAGUGACCACGGUCGAAAGAAUGGAGGCCAUGGAUGUCGACGGAGAUUCAGUGGUGGAUCUGAGCAUCAGCAGCAGCGGCAGACGCAAUUCCCCAUCCCUUUCUGUGAAUUCUGGCGACAUCCCGUUGGAUCUGGGCAUUCACUUUUCCACCGGUUCCAAUUUAGAAAACAACAUGCCAGAGGCACGUAAUAUACAGAAUGCUGCCCGCGGUAUCCUAGCUCCUAAACGGUCACAUGGGGACGAACGUAAGCCACGUCGUAAUCUUAGACCUAGGAUCGAAAGGAGCUACGCCGAGAGUCCUGAUGAGCCUAGAAUGAAUGGAUAUCUAAAUGGAAAUGCAUCGGAUAGCGAUGAAGGUGAUAUGCCUCCAUUGCUGCCAAUCAAGGAACUAUCGUCCGAUGAGCUAGCCGAACGCGAAAGAAUGCUCAGAAAGUAUAAGGAGGAGCUUAAGUCGGAGGAAAUGAAAUUAGUACUUUUGAAGAAACUGCGUCAGUCUCAGCAACUUAAAGAGAACAUUGCGGCCGCACCCAAGGUUCUCAGCAAAUUACCACCGCCAGUAACGGCGCAGCAGGUGCCUCAUAGAGCUGGGAAAGCGCCUCCGCCUUUACUUAAGGGUCAGCCUGCACCGAGCAGAAGUAGUAGUUUACAUGCUCCACCACCUGGCAUGGUAUUACCUCCUACCGCUGGUAGAAAUGCUAUUCCAAGUACAGGCGGGAUGCCUCCGAAUAUGGUGAUACCACAGCCACCUCAUCCUAGAGGAAGACCACCCAGUGUAGCGGCGGCAACUGUCUCGAGUUAUCAUGCGCCAACAGACAGAACGGAGAGGUCUACGAAGGAUCCGACACCGGCUCCUGCGCAUCAAGUAAGUAAGCUGCUUGCUGGAGCGCAAGAAAAUAAAACCACCGCAUCUUUAAGCACACCUGUGAAUUCAGAACAGGAAAGAACAUCUCGAGAGGAGACACCCGCUCAACGUCAAGCAGCUGCCAAAAUGGCCCUAAGAAAGCAGCUCGAAAAAACGUUAUUGCAAAUACCACCGCCGAAACCGCCGCCUCCGGAGAUGCACUUCGUACCGAAUCCCUCCAAUACGGAAUUCAUAUAUCUGGUUGGUUUGGAACACGUGGUUGAUUUUAUAACAAAGGAACCGGCGAUACCACCACCUCCUGAACCAUUCGAGUGCUCGCAAUGCAAAACAGAUUUCACGCCCGUGUGGAAAUGGGAAAAACCUAUGCCUGGUGGUAAAAAGGACAGUCCUAGAGGGCAACAUGCGACUUUCCAACGACCAUCAGCGGGUCGCGAUCCUAGAGUCAUAUGUGAGCACUGUGUAACGACUAACGUAAAGAAAGCGUUGAAAGCAGAGCACACUAAUCGAUUAAAAACUGCUUUCGUGAAAGCGCUACAGCAAGAGCAGGAGAUAGAGCAAAGGCUAGCGCAAGCAGCAUGUCCGAGUCCAGAUCCUCCUGCUCCGAAACCAGUUCCUAAGGCAGCUACUCCUACAAGAAGAGUGGCUACACCGCCUGCGCCUCCGCCGCAAGUACCGCCGGCACCUACGUUGACGCCGACGCCUCCCGCGCCGAAGCUGCAAGAGCAUCCCUUGGUGAAACUGGCCGAGAGCGGGAAGUUCAGUCCGCAUCAUGCAGCUGCUGCGGCAGCCUUGCAGCAACAAUUGCUCAGAGAAUUAGCGAAGAAUCCAGUACCGGGUCUACCACCGCAUCAACCUCUGCCUGCUCACAUGAUGCCGCAUUUUACCUCGAUACUGUAUCCUUACCAAUUAGCAAUGGCUGCCGGUGGCAAAGGCCUCGUAGAGUUACAACGACAGGCGGCGGAUCUUCAACGUCAAUAUCUGCUCGACAUGAUUCCGUCGCAGGCAUCUCAAGCGCAAGGCAAUCAAGCACCACCGAGAGCCCAUCCACAUAACUGGAAAACGUAACCGGACGCAUUUAAAGGAUGAUGUAGCAGUAAGUGCGAAUAAACUUGCAAGUGAACUUGUGUAACGGGGAAGCUAAGGGGAAUCUAGUAAAGUGUGCAGUCGUAAUUCUGUGCGCCUGAAAGUUACACUAUGCCAAUCGCAACAUUAGUGUCUCAGUUAAGGUGAAGCUCAACUUGAAGUACGUCAGAAGAAUGACAUUCGUUAGUAUUGUAUAAAGAAUAAUUAAUCGUUGUGAAUAUGUCAAUUGACGUGUACGUUUAUGACUUUAUUGUUAUCUAAGGGGUAAAGGUUUUAUUUCCGUCACCGAAACACGCACUCAACGUACAUAUGAGUUGGGAUACAGAAUCGCGUCGCGUGAUUCAUUGUUUAGUGGAGACCAAACGGAUUCUCCCAAAUUGGAAAUGCCGCUCAUUUCCUUUUUCCUGAUCUUUCCUCGUAUAUAUCCGUUAUUACUUCGUUAACGUGUUGUUAACGUUGUCCACUGAACAACUGAUAUAUAAACAUAAUAAUUAAUUUAAGCGUAUCAACAAGCAUAUUAUAACAUUGAAUGCAAUUGCUUGAAUUAUGAACAGAGUUGCUCAACUAGACGCGAGUGAGCGAUCACUUUGUUCUUACUGUAUUUUUUUUUUUUCUAUCAUAUUCUUCUGUAUUAUUUUCCAUAUCGUAUUCUUUUCUUUUUUUGUUAUGUUAUUAAAUUAUUAUUAGCAAAUAAUAUUAUUUAUUUAUGCAUUUUAUGCAUUUGUACAAGAUUCUACUGAAUUUCUUCUUUGUUUUUUCUUGGUCUAUUAUUUGCAGGGAAUAUCUAACAUGAAACAAAUUAAAAAUGCUUGCUCGCUCGUGUGAUAUCAUAAGUUAAACAACUCUGUUAUACAACAUAAAUAUAAAGAACCAAAUAGACAUUUACAAGGCACUAAAUAAAUCAAUAAUAAGUGUUGUAAAAUGACUGCAAAUCGGAUUAUUAACAAUAAUAGUGAUAAUUGAGAGGGAAGGCACGAGAGUGUAAGACGAGGUAACGAAGUUGAUGGAAAGGAUCUUUUUAGGCCCUUAGAUAGUUAAGACGAUUUUUGCCGUUGAUUCCAACAAGUGUUGCGAUUAUCGGCAGUACCUGUACUAUGUGUAUAUCUCAUUAUUUUCUCCGAACUGUAUUUUUAAGACGAGUUUAACGCAAAGUAGGGCUAUAGCUACAUACGAGGAAAAAGAAGAAAAUGACCUUUGUAAGAAAGCGCGUAUGAGUGAUGAUAAGCCAGCACAUGUGAGAUGUAUAGCAAUCUUUCUCUCUCGACAUACGGCGGAGUAUGCAUCGGUGAGUUUUUCCAGUGGAGAGCGACACGAGUGAUUAUUCGCGCACAAAUAUGAUUUUCUUGUGCGACGUUAAGUCGCACGUUAAGUCGGACUCGUGUCACGCGCGGAAUUAUACACACUCGGACGAUGCAUACACGAUUUAAACUUGGACAAUUCUUGUACGUUAAAAUCAAGACUCAGACGAAUCUGUAAUGGUAAUUCGGGAUUCGAGUUAACGCAGCGCGAUUGAUUUCAUGUCACAUUUGAUGUAAAAGUAUUUAAAGAAACUUAACUAGAGGAGAUACGAGAUUUUUGCGAAUUGUUACAACACGGCGACCGCCGGAUUUUUACGACGUCCUCUACGAAUCUGCACUUGAACGAGUUAAAAAAAAAAGUAUCCGGCACUUGUCCCCACUAAUACCAGUCCUUCACCUCCCUUCCUCCUCCACUAAUAGUCUGAUUUAAUUAAUUCUGGGCUAACCGAUCUUGGUCUCAUACAUUUCCGAAUCAAUUAAAUAUAUAGUACUAUAGUCUUGAUAUUUCUCGGUAUAUGAUACAACUUAAUAAACUAAAAUAGCGCAUAAUCAUCUCUCUUUGUACUACGUGAUAGAUUUUGAACUCGUACUUGAUAUACAUGUACACCAUAAUAAGUCUACGAUCGCAUAAUAGAUCAAGAUCUGUGUUUUUUGUGUAAGAGAAAACGUAAUAAUAUGUCGUCAACUAAUUACCGUCAUCGGGGCACUACCGUCGUCGUCGUCGUUGUCGUCGUCGUCGUCGUUGUCGUUAUCCUAAGAUGAGAUCCGGGAGCGAAAUAGAAUGACAACAUGAAGGAGGAGAGAUUCUUAAAAAGCUUGAACGUACUUCCCCGAGAAAAUCGAGCAAUAUUUUCUAUAAUUUUGAUAAUUAAAAGCUCUAUUUCCAAGUUGUUUUACGUUAAAAAAAGAUUUAUUCUUUAAUUAAAUAAUAAUUACAAUAAAAAUUUAUUCUAUAUUCACUAAAAUUAUAAUGAUAUAUAACUUUAUAAUUAUUAAUUAUAUAAAUUAAUGAUUGUAAUAUCUUCCAGUGUUUAUUCAUUGGCAGGUUGUCUAAUUGAUUCAAUUAUUAAUUGAUUUUGUUAAUUUAAGAAAUUGAAUGAAAUUUUCAAUGCGGUUUUUACUUAAAACUACUUAGAAAUAAGCUUAUCAGUUUUGUAAUCGCUUGCGAUAUCUUACAUAACAAACAAAAGAAUCAAUGUAGGAAUUUAAAUUCUUAAUUUAUUUUCCGAUGUAAACGAAUGAUAUGAGACUACUUUAUUUUUCUUUAUAAAAUUAACGGCACAAGGAUGUGCUUGAUAUAACUGACUCUUGGAAUUUAUGCCGAUAAACAAAUUAUCGCCUUUGUCAUCAGCAUCGUGAUUAUCAUUAUCAUCUAUCAUCAUCAUCAUCAUCAUUAUCAUUAUCAUUGUCAUUGUCUGCAAAUAUAUUAAUAUCAUUCGGUAGUAAGAUCGCGUCUCGUUUCUCAUAAACAAAAAGAAUACGUUUCUUUCUAUUUUUCUUUUCUAGUCUCUCUUUAAUCUCUGUGUGGUGCUGUUAGCAAUUAAACACUUUCAAAAUGCGAAAGAAUUUUAUAUCCUAAAAAAGAAAAAGAAACUCUCUUUUCGCUACACGACAGAAACGAAGGAUGGCGAAUAUUUAGCAGAACUAGAAUUCUAAGGCGUUCGUAAAAUGCAAGAAAAGAAAGAAAAGAUACGGGUCGACUUUGUCCGCUCGUUUUGCGGGGACACAAACAUUUCAUGAAUAUUAAGCUGUUAAAGACUGCGUAACGUGCGCACAUUUUUUAUUUUGUCAAGGAAAAAAAAUUGCGAAAUUCAUACACCGAUCUUGGAACGUCUGUCCGAAUGAAAAACGUUGUCCCCACGAUUUAUAGAAUUAGUGGAUAAAUAAAGAUUACCGAAUACUCUGGAAACUAUACGAAUAAAGCUUACCAAUGAUUGUA